UCGAUAUUAUAUUAUUAUGAUGAUUAUUAUAAAGUUAUAACUAUUGGUACAGUAAGUUAUUAUAUCUGUGCAAUAGCUGUGUAGUGUGGUUUUGUUUGUUGCAUUUCGGUUGAAUUGUUUUUUCCGUUGAGUUUGUUAACUAGCAAUAUAAGACGGGUUUUCCACUAAUUACCUCACCAUAACCCCAGUUUAGUUUAUUUACAGCUAAUAGUUACAUUAACACCCUAACUGUUAUAACUUACAAAAUCAAAUAAAAAUCCAAAACCAGUAAAUAUAUAUACCUGUGUAGGUCCCACACUUGUGUUUAACCCACCCUUUCCUUUUUCUCUUUUCCUUCCGCCGGAAUCACAACCGUUGAUCUUUCUUGAUUAAUCAUGUCCGUUAAUCUCGCCGGAAAUUGAAGAAAGAACAAAAUAUGGUACAGUAAGGUUCCAUAGAGAAAGAAAGAGAGACAUCAAUGGCGUCUCCGGCGAAGACGCAGCUAGUAUUAGAGAUCAACUUGAUCUCAGCACAAGGCUUGAAACCACCGUCAUCUCCACGGCGAAGGUUUCAAACCUACGCUCUCACGUGGAUCGACUCUUCAACGAAGCUCCGAACACAAGUCGAUAAAAUCGGUGGUCAGAAUCCUACAUGGAACGACAAAUUCCUCUUCCGUGUCACGCCGGAGUUUCUCGCAAGUGAAACCUCCGGCGUCUGCGUCGCGAUCUACGCCGUCGGCACUUUCCGUGAUCACAUAGUCGGCACAGUGAGAUUCCUCACAAGCAACAUCCUCUCCUCCGACGGCGGUAACAGAACUCCCUGCUUCAGCGCAUGUCAAAUACGGCGUGAGUCGGGAAGAUUCCACGGCGUGAUGAACAUCGGAGCCAUGGUAAUAGACGGAUCCGGUUUUCCGGCAUUGGAAAAAAUAUCGGCGAUAGGCUACCGUGACCUAAUGGGAGAGAAGUUAAAACACCGGCGUAGAAAGUUGUUGGAACCGAAAUUGAAGGAAGCGGUUAUUGCAGGAGAAGAAGGUUCGAGCGAAUCUUGCGAUAAUUGUUAUGCGGAAUCAGUGGAUGAAACGGAGUCAACAUCAACGACAUCGUCUUCUUCGUCACCAAAAACGACGGCGUUAAAGGAAUGGAACGGAGUGAGAGAAAUGGCGGGAAAUAAAGGGUUAGCGGGUUCAGGAUUCUUGUGCUGUUUGGUUGCACAGAGAAGUGUUCAUUCUCUCACUCCUUCCAAUACCAACACCAGCAGGUAGUAGUCUAUAGUUUCAUCAUCACAGUAUGAUGGACGGUGGAGAUUCUCCUAUCAAUUUCAGUGUUAAAAAGGCAACAAUUGUUAUCACUCAUUCUUCUAUUCAUGUUGUUGACCUUUCUUUUCCCAUCCUCUGGGACUACUAUAUAAUCAGUCCCUUCUUCUCUUUGUUGUUGUACACUAGACUACACUCUGUUUUUCUUUAACUUUUUACUUCUUGCUUUUUAAUCCAA
Molecule: messenger RNA, 1469 nt
Organism: Cicer arietinum (chickpea)
Lineage: Eukaryota; Viridiplantae; Streptophyta; Magnoliopsida; Fabales; Fabaceae
Biological process (GO): defense response
Source: RefSeq, a predicted model, not a curated record